This is a messenger RNA of Corythoichthys intestinalis (scribbled pipefish), 11094 nucleotides long. RefSeq names its product SLIT-ROBO Rho GTPase activating protein 2 (gene srgap2). The transcript has 24 exons. NCBI's taxonomy places the organism in Eukaryota, Metazoa, Chordata, Actinopteri, Syngnathiformes, Syngnathidae. Gene Ontology annotation, biological process: negative regulation of cell migration; signal transduction. Bases 632 to 3991 code for a protein of 1119 amino acids. The record is from RefSeq and is a predicted model, not a curated record. Gene Ontology annotation, cellular component: cytoplasm. Gene Ontology annotation, molecular function: protein binding.
GAAUUACUAUUAUGACGUAAAAUGAAAACUACCCACGUCGCAUUGCUUCUUAUUCAGAAUCACAAUUGACGUUUUAAAUUAAACAAUACAUUGAAAAGGACUAGUACUAGUAGUAUUCCAUUGCUAUUUAAAGGUCGUUUGAGAGCUUAUAAGAACACAUUGCAAUGCGCACACCCUCGUGUGUGCCCUGCGCAGUAGGGUCGACCAAAAUCCAGCCCAUCCACCGGUUCCUUCUCUCUCACUUCUUCACCGGAGGGUGAGCAGAUCACUUCAGGCGGGACCGAAGAAUCGAGUGGACGUCUCCGGAUCGCGUAUUGACAAGUUAUCGGGCGUUUUGAAGGAGGAUGCAUCCCCCUUUUGAUUCGAACCUGUUCACCGCACAGCCGGCAGGAAAAUUGUGCAGCGGCAAACUCGCAAUGCGCUCUGAGUGAACACGCAGGGAGACAAUACGGACCCGCGGGCUCACCAAGCGAGGAGCAACAUAUCUCAUCUGGAUCCUACCCUCCCUUUUUCCUUCCCCCCUGAACCUAGCCGCAGCGUGGACACCCUCACCUCACCGAGCGUAUUAUUAUUGUCGAAUUGAGAGCAAAUUGACUUCGCAACCAAGUGGUUCUAUCCGCAAACUCCAGCCAUGACGUCUCCGGCCAAAUUCCGAAAGGACAAGGAGAUCGUGGCCGAAUAUGAAACUCAAGUCAAAGAGAUUCGUGCCCAGCUGGUGGAGCAGCUGAAGUGUCUGGACCAGCAGUGCGAGCUACGAGUGCAGCUGCUCCAGGACCUGCAAGAUUUCUUCAGAAAGAAGGCGGAGAUCGAGAUGGACUACAGCCGCAACAUGGAAAAGCUGGCCGAGCGCUUCCUGACAAAGACGCGCAGUACCAAGGACCACCUGCUGAAGAAGGAGCAAAGCGUCUUAUCGCCGGUCAACUGCUGGAACCUGUUGCUGCUUCAAGUCAAGAGGGAGAGCCGCGACCACGCCACGCUGUCUGACCUCUACCUCAACAAUAUCAUCCCCCGCUUCGCUCAGAUCAGCGAGGACUCGGGACGCCUUUUCAAAAAGAGCAAAGAGGUUGGCGUGCAGCUGCAAGAGGACUUGAUGAAGGUCCUGAAUGAGCUUUAUUCGGUGAUGAAGACGUACCACAUGUACAACACGGACAGCAUCAACGCCGAGUCCAAGCUGAAGGAGGCCGAAAAGCAAGAGGAGAAACAGAUGGGGCGCUCCGGUCGCCAAGACGACCGCCAGACGCCUCGCUCGCCAGACACGCUCGCGAGCAUUAAGGCUGAGGACAAACCCAUCCGUCGCUCCAGUGUCAAAAAAAUUGAAAAGAUGAAGGAGAAGAGACAAGCUAAGUACACAGAGAGCAAGCUAAAGGCCAUCAAGGCCAGGAACGAGUACCUCCUUGCUCUCGAGGCCACCAACGGCUGCGUCUUCAAGUAUUACAUCCACGAUCUCUCGGACAUCAUUGACUGCUGUGACCUGGGCUACCACGCCAGCCUCCACCGAGCCCUGAGGACCUACUUGUCAGCAGAACAGAAUGUGGAAGUGUCCAAGCACACGGGUCUGGAGACCAUGGAAGGUGCCGCUGAAAGUCUGGAGCCCAAUGGGGACAAACAGAAGCUCAUGGAGACGUACAACAACGUUUUUUGCCCACCGGCGCGCUUUGACUUCCAGUCGCACAUGGGGGACACGAUGGGAAUUAUGUGUGCUCAGCAACCACUGGAAGGUGAACUCCUCCAGAGGUGUCAGCAGCUUCAGUCCCGCCUCUCCACGCUCAAGAUAGAGAACGAAGAGGUAAAGAAGACCAUGGAAGCCACUCUGUCCACCAUCCAGGACAUGGUGACGGUGGAAGACUACGACGUGUCCGAGUGCUUCCACCACAGCAACAGCAUGGAGUCCGUCAAGUCGACGUUCAGCGAGUCCUAUCUCAGCAAGCCCAGCCUGGCCAAGAGGCGGGCCAACCAACAAGAGACGGAACAGUUCUACUUUACGAAGCUGAAGGAGUUUCUUGAAGGCAGGAACCUGAUCACCAAGCUCGAGGCCAAGCAUGACCUCAUUCAGAAGACCAUAGGAGAGAGUCAGAAGACCGACUGUUGCCUUGCCAGUGGACGGCGAAACUCAGCAUUACGGAAACAGGACGCAGGUGAGGCCAUCCCUCUGAUCGUUGAGAGCUGCAUCCGUUUCAUCAGUCGCCAUGGUCUGCAACACGAGGGCAUUUUCCGGGUAUCGGGCUCCCAAGUGGAGGUCAAUGACAUCAAGAACGCCUUCGAGCGAGGCGAAGACCCGCUAGCGGGAGACCAAAAUGACCAUGACAUGGACUCCAUCGCCGGUGUUCUCAAGCUCUAUUUCAGAGGACUGGACCACGCCCUUUUUCCCAAGGAAGUGUUCCAUGAUCUCAUAACCUGCGUCUCCAUGGAGAGCCUCCAGGAGCGCGCCGUCCACAUUAAGAAAGUGUUGAAAUCUUUGCCGAGCAAAACCCUCAUCAUCAUGAGAUACCUGUUUGCCUUUCUCAAUCAUUUGUCCCAGUACAGCGAGGACAACAUGAUGGACCCUUAUAACCUCGCCAUCUGCUUUGGCCCCACCUUAAUGUCUGUGCCGGAGGGUCACGACCAGGUGUCCUGCCAGGCCCACGUCAACGAACUCAUUAAAACCAUCAUCAUCCACCAUGACACCAUCUUCCCGAGACUGCAAGACUUGCCGGGCCCCAUCUACACCAUCCCUGGAGCCGGUGAUGAAUUCUGUGACAUUCCACACUGCGAGCCCCCCCUUGUCCAAGAGCCGGCUCCUGACGCCGUGUCCGUCAGCCGCAACAGCGAAGACGGCGCCUUGGCUGUUUCAGAGUCCGACCCGGUCGAAGCCAUCGCCCGUUUCGACUAUUCCGGCCGGACCGGCCGCGAGUUGUCGUUCAAGAAGGGCGCCUCGUUGCUUCUGUAUCAGCGAGCGUCCGACGACUGGUGGGAGGGGCGACACAAUGGCGUGGAUGGAUUGGUGCCGCAUCAGUAUAUUGUUGUCCAAGACAUGGCCGACAGUGGUCGUGGAAGCCCCAAAUCUGAUGUGGACCAGCAUGAGGAGAGGGUUUCAACCAGAGGCAGUGCUGCAUCUCCUACCGGCGCUCAUGUGGCUGACAUCUACCUGGCCAACCUCAACAAGAUGAGGAAACGUCCCGAGGCCGGAGGCAUCAGAAGAACAUUCCGUAGCUCGGACAGCGAUAGUCCAGGAGCUAGCGGUGGCGUGGGAUCGGUGAGGACCGCGUCGCUUCCUGUGGGUAGCGUUCUGGUGAAGGACUCUGCGGACAAACGACCCGUUAGCGCUCACAGUAUCCUCAACUCCAUUACGCGCCACUCUUCGCUAAAGGCCAAGGUGGAAAGCCCCCAGCUGCGUAAGUCUACUCCGGCGGGACGUUCCAAGAGCUUCAGCAACCAUAGACCUCUGGAACCGGAGGUCAUAGCCCAGGUGGAUCAUAGUUCACAGGACAUCGAGGCGGCAAUGAGCUGCGCUCUGAAUGAGCUGAGAGAGUUGGAGCGACAGAGCACGUCCAAGCACACCCCGGACGUGGUGCUCGACACGCUGGAGCAGUUGAAAGGCGUGAGCGGCGGCGGAGGAGGAGCUUCGGAACCAUCCAGCCCGCUCCACUCCCGCCUGUUACGGGACGGCGAGGGAAGCUCCCCGCACGCCCACCCGCUUCAGCGCAGCGCCUCUUCGGCCAGCGACGUGCCCUCUUCCUUCCGGGCGGGCAAAAGCCAGCCCAGGAGCCCCCUUCCUUCCGCCGCGUCGCCUUCCCUGUCCUCUUCCUCGCUCUCCUCGUCGGUCCCUUCCUUCCGAGAGCCGCGUCCCCCGGCGACCAGGCCCAAGCCGGUGGUGUUCCCCAAGAGCGGCGGAGGGAGCGGCAGUCCGGCCACGGGGUCCCCGACAUCCGCCGCGCCCCCCACGCCCUCCUUGCCUCACGCGCCUCCUCCGCCUCCUUCGUCACAGUCUCAUGACAAAUCCUGCCCGGCUUAGCGCCUUCUCACUCCUAGCCCGGCAAGACCCGUUAAAAUCUGAUCCCGAUGCUUAAAGCGACUGGCGCCGGAAGCACUUAGUUUGUCAUAUACUAGCCCAUUACACACUGUAGCAUUAAGGCAGGGGUGUCCACUGUACGGUCCGAUAGGGGAUCCGGUCCGGUGUCGUUCUGCCCGACGGGCACUUUGUAGUAGUGAUGGGAUUUUCAGCUCUUUUCGGUGAUCCGGUUCAUUUGGAUCGGCUCUCAAACGGCUCUUUUAACUUUAGCUUUAAAUAUUUAUGACAAAUUUAGCAUAUAUUUUGAUAAAUGACUAAAUAUUGCACUCUACUGACUGCAAAUAGCAACAAUUAUCAAGCAAAGAAAAGGGUUUUUUACUUAUUUUAUUGAACAUUAAAAAGGCUCCCAACAAUAAACAAGCAACAAAAUCAAACUUCAACCAAAAACACUCAAACAUGCUGCAUCAUAACAAAAAUAGUGAGUAGUAACUGCAACAGAAGCAGCGAACAAAACAAAUAAAAGCUACUCCUUGCAUUAUUUUAACAAACAUAAGCUACUCCUUGCUUUAUUUUAAAUUUGCAUUCAAGAAAACUAAAUACUUCAACUUGGACGGGCUGAUCCGGCUCCUUCUAUCAGUAAUUAUUUGUCCAGUCUUUUCGCUAAAUCCAGAUUUUUUUUUCUCAUGGGAACCUGCAGAUGCAUGUGUUGACUUGCAUCCUCCAUUAAAAACAAAAAACAAAAACAAAAAAGUCUGAAAUUAAUGAAAUUCUAAGUGUAUCAAAUGUGAUACAUAAGGCUAUAAGGGGUUAAGUUUGCAGGCACGGCAUUCUGCCCGAUUGUCAUGUGACUUUAACCAAUUAAAAUGUCUCCAAAUGUUAUUACGUUUUCUGCUCAUCUUGAAGGCCUACAAAGCGCGUUCGUGUGUCGUCCUUUCCUAUACAGACAGAAGGGAAAAUGACCGAGCCGGCUCUCUGGGGAGGGUGCUGGCUCUCAUCGUUCAUCGUUCGACACAUCACUACUUUGUAGCUUAUUCAUACUGUACAAACAAAAUCACUUGCUUUUAUUUUUGACAAUGACACCACAAAACUGUAGAUUUGUGAUCGAGUGUGCACACUACUAACACUUGGCUAACUUUAAUGUCUGCGGGGUUUUUUUUUUUUUUUCCCUCACCAGGUCAUUCAUUGUCAGACAGAAGCAGCACAGCAAAACGCCACGAUUAAAAAUAAGUCAAAAUAUCAAAAUGGCUUACCUCUUUGUCCUCUGUAGGACCAUGGCCCCUAACAAAAUGUUUACUGCAUAUGAAAUAUGAAUGGAUUCACCGAGCUGCCGUUAAAAGUCCACGCAAGUUGAUUAAUUCUUCACAUUUUUUCCUCCCAAGUUUUGUUUUGUUUUAGUUUUUUACAGAAAGCUAGAUGUUGGCGUUAGUAAACGGCCGCCAUCUUAAGGCAGUAGACUUCCCUGCAAGGCUGUUAUAGCGAACCUUCCAAGCAAUCUAAUUAACUUUUUAUCUAAAACACUCCUAAAUCGGUAAAAUAUUGACUUGAAUCUAUCUUUAAAAUUAAAGAUUCGGCAUCCCGAUCACAUAAUUUUCAAAGUAUCGGAAUUGGCGAAAAAAUAUCGGACAUGCCUUUUUUAAAUAUAUAUAUAUAUAUAUAUUUAAUUUAACGUUACAGACAAAAUGUCUUACACUCAUCCAGAGUAGUUUUAGGUUAAAGUAAGGCUAACAAAUUUAUUACGUUAACUGCGGUAAUUCAUUUUUUUUAAUUAAUCACGUUACGUAAGUAACGCAUGCGCUGCACGACCCACUCACGAAUUGUUACGUUCAAUCUAUAAAGACGCUGUUUUACCUAUAGACAGCGCUAUAGGGCAGCGCAUAAUGAGUAGAGGGAAUUUGGACAGCCUUUGGCGCUAUUUUUUAUGUGGUUAAGGCCUUACAAUACCUCUCGCAGCAAUUAAAAAUAACGUGGGAGGCAAAGUGGGGAAGAAAGGUAGUAGUUGUUCAUUUUCUUAACACCCUAUGUUCUUCCCCAACGCAGAGAAGAUAUCAAUUGGUGCCCCUACGCACAGUCAUGGUUGCACUUCCCAUCAUGCAUUUGGGCAGAAGUUAAAUGGCUGCAGUAUCAUUUACUGAAAGCUCAACGAAUACACUAGAUGGCAAUAUUUAGUCACAAAGUCACAUUUAUCCUUUAAGAAUUACAAGUCUUUCUAUCCGUGGAUCCCUCUCACAGAAAGAAUGUUAAUAAUGUAAAUGCCAUCUUGAGGAUUUAUUGUCAUAAUAAACAAAUACAGUACUUAUGUACUGUAUGUUGAAUGUAUAUAUUCGUCCGAGUUUUAUUCAUUUUUUCCUUAAUGCAUUGCCAAAAUGUAUAUGAUCGGGAAAAAUUAUCAGGAAUGAUUGGAAUUGAAUCGAGAGCAAAAAAAAAGCAAUCGGAUCGGGGAAUAUCGGGAUCGGCAGAUACUCAAACUAAAACGAUCGGGAUCGGAUCAGGAGCAAAAAAAACGUGAUCGGAACAACCCUAUUUAAAAUAGUUUUAAAAGUUUCACAUGGUGAAAGUAGACAAAAGGGAAAUUAUGGAAUAACGGGAGCAAUUUUAACAACUUUAACGGUUGAUUCACAACAUUAAAUUAAUCGAAUAGUUUAAAGCUGCUGAUACAGAAUGGGGAUUUGACUAUAUUAUUUAUUGUGUUUAACUGUUAACUUGAUACUGAAAUAGUCUUUUAAGCCUGCGAGGUUUUUUUUUUAACAAUUUUUGUAACUAAUGUACAAAACAUUAAAAGCAGCUAAUAGCGGGGGGUCAUCAAUAUUCGAUUUAUAAUCGAAUCGUAGCCUCUGAAUCGUAAUCGAAUCGUUAGGUGCCCAAAGAAUCCCACCUCUUGUGAUCGGCAUGUCCGUUUUUGAAAGCUUACCGGAGAAAACAAGCAGACAUAAUAUGGAUUGUAUGAGAGGGCGUGUCUAUAAUGACCCACUUCCGCGUUACGAUGGCAACGUCACGGUCUAAAAAUAGCAUUCGUGCGGUACGCUAUUGAUUUAAACUGGAAGAACUGGCUGUGAAUGUUUAUCUUCCAAAUUGGCCAAAAACAAACUAUCCGUUAAACAAAAUGAGUUGGACACCCCUGCAUUAAGAUAUCACGAUCCACUUUAGAGUACCACACGGUCGCAUUACAGGCAACCUUUUUUUCACAAGGGAACAGGUCAGACAUUCUUGCCAAUUACACUUGCUAUUUCUAGGGGGCGGGCCAAAAUCACUCACAGAUUUACAUGAGACAGGAAGACUGCCCCCUGCCCUUGAUUCGACCCUGCCAUGAUCACAUGGGAUGGUUUGAUUGCUAACAGGAGACUGUGACGAGUUUGAAAAUCUCAAGAAAUGAAACACGCUGUCUUGCUGCUUCACACUUGGAAAACUGGAGAUGUAUGGGCCAAAUAUCACUGCGAGUGAUUGAGAGCUAUGGCUCUUCCUCUUGUCUUGUUUUUUUUUUUAAUUCUCAAUACUGUUUAGGAAAUGGAUCCAAUAAAAUGUAGCCAAAAUAAAUUCUAAAUUAGGGGUGGGGAGCCUGAAGAAAAAGAAACCCCUGGGAAAAACAAACUGAAAUAAAUCAAAUUUAUUUAUAUAGCUCUUUACAAAAACCCAAAAGGUCCUCAAAGUGCUUUACGACAACAAAAAAUAUGAGUUACAAUCAACAUUUCUUACACUAAGUGACCCAAUAUAAACCUGUUAUCAACCAGAAACACUCUGAAAUACUCCCAAAUCAACAGGAAGUGACCACCAAAGCAAAGCAAAGAUAGCAUGGCCAUUUCUCACCAAACUACUUUUUCUAGUAUUAAUCCAUGGAUGAAAUGUGGCUAUGAGAGAAGGUUCCUCACCCCUAAACAGAGCAAUAAGAUGUUUGAGGCAUUAUGCUGCUUUUCUCCUGCAGCUCUUCUAUGUGUAGGGGACCACUGAAAGCCAGCAUUUUUUUUUCUUUUGUAAUGUUGGACUGUACACACACACACACACACAUUCCCCACAGACGUGUUUCGUGGCAGCUAAACACCGUUCAGGUUGCGUGCUGUGGCUAUUGGACAGCAUACUUUUAUGUAUCUACAAUAACAGAGAAAAAUGACAGCUUGCUCGUGUAACUAUACUUCACAUUUUGCAGUAAAAAAAAAAAAUCUAAUGGUGUUUAUGUAUGUUUAUUAAUCAUUAGGGUAACUGGAAGCAUGCUGCUGAGGGUCACAACCAAGCACCUCAUCCAAGGACUUCUUCACCACCCUUUUUCACUGUUACUAUUAUGGUCAAAUGUGGAUGCGUAUGGUUGUGUGCAUGCAGAGGUGGGUAGUAAUGCACUGUUACAUUGACUUUUGGAGUAAAAUGUAGUUUUACUAUGCACGCCAGAAUUUUAACUUGAACAGAAUUUUGAAGACGAAACGCUACUCUUAUUCCGGGCUCCACUACAAUUGUUUCCUCUUUAUUCUACAUUUUAGGGGCCGUUUACAUGUUGACCCUCCGAGAAUACGAAAAAUUUCAAAUUUGCAUUUGCGUCUCCAUUUGAACAAUGUCUCAAUUCCGCAUGAAAACGACGUAGUAUUCAUGCCAGGCCCUAGGGGGCAGUGCAGAUUUACAGGGCGACAGAGAAUAAUGCACUUUGACCCCACCAAGCUCCCUCAGCCCGGGAAAAAAAUAUGCCCGCCCACUCGAAGCAAUGGCAUUUUUUUUUUGUUCAAAAAGGCACAAAAAUUGAAACGUUCAACAUAUUUAAUUUAAAAAUAUUAUUAAAACAGUAAAUUAAAGCCGACAUUCCGCCAUAUUUGCUGUUUUUAAUGUUUAGUAGCACCACUGCACACGCCCAAUGUGACGUGUACGAGUGCUGACGUCAACGUCGCGGUCGCGCGCCGCGGGAGCCCACCUCAAUCCCCGGCAAUCGGAUUCUUCCACUUUGGAGGCAGGAUUCAGAAUUUUUUAUCUUCGCCGACACCAUAUGCACGCGAGGCGAGUCCGCUAUUCAGUCAUUGCGUCUUUGUGUCGCAGAGUCGCCAUGUAAACUGCCCCUUACAUUUGUCUUGAUUUUUGCCAUGUUUGGCUCAACCAGUUUCACCAAUUAGACAUUACGUUCAGUCACAUGACCACACACGAGGUUGCAGUCGGACGUCCUACAACGACACCGGCGUGUUUAAUCACGUGGCUCCAUUACAGCGUUGAAACAAUGAAACUGCAGUAUUUGACAAGAGUCAACGGAACUCAAUUUCAAGUUUUUAUCUGGCACCACGGAAAACCAGAGAUAUGAUCGUUUUUAUUUCAUGGUAGGAAAGGUUUUUUUCUCCACUAGACUGUUUUAUUGUUGUAGUCAGUGUACGAGUGGUGAGCACGUCCACCUCGCAGUUAUGAAAUCAUGGGUUCAAUCCCUGGCUGCGACCUUUGUGUGGAGUUUACAUGUUCUCCCUGUGCCUGCGUGGCUUUUUAAAGUGGGUACUUUGGUUUCCUCCCACAUCCCACCCACCAAAAAACAAACAAACAUGCAUUAAACACUCCAAAAUGUUAGUGUCCUUGUGCCCUGCGAUUGGCUGGCAACCGAUUUAGGUUGUAUCCUGUCUACUGCCCGUAGUUCGCUAGGACAGGCCAAUAUAUUUGUUGACUGAUAUAUCGGUUAAACCUUUGGCAUUAAUAAAAAAUGUCCAUAUAUCGAAGCGAUAUAUCAGUGGACCUUUGGUAUAUAUAAAAACAAAAACGAUUGACAAUAUAAAAAAGAACUUGGAAAAAGUCCUUAUAUCGACCCGAUAUAUCGGUUGACCAAUAUAUCGGUCGACCAAUAUAUCGGGUCGAUAUAUCGGUCCCAAUAUUUCGGGUCGAUAUAUCGGCCAUAUGGGUCAGCCCGAUAUGUCAGGUCGGAAUAUUGGCCAUGUAGUUCGACCAAUAAACCGGGUUGAUAUAUCGGCCCGAUAUAUCGGUGGGUCAAUAUAUCGCCCAUAUCGGUCAACCAACAUAUCAGGUUUAAAUAUUGGCCAUAUAGGUCAACCAAUAUAUUGGGUUGAUAUAUCGGUGAGUCGAUAUAUUGGCCAUAUCGGUCGACCAAUAUAUCGGGUCGAUCUAUAGGUUGACCGAUAUAUCGGUCGAGCCUUUGGCAUUGAUUAAAAAAAAAGUCUAUAUCGGACCAUUAUAUCAGUAGACCUUUAGAUAAUAUAACAAUAUAAAUGUAACUAUUAGCAAUAUAAAAAAAUCUUGGAAAAAGUCUGGCCGAUAUAUCGGUUGACCAAAAUAUUGGCCAUAUCAGUCGACCAAUUUACAUAUAGUCACAGAUUAUGGUGCGCUGAGAAAAAAUAUAUAUAUCACACUGUUAGCAGUAACACAAUGUUACUCAUGACUUGAGUAUUUUUUUUCACCUACUUGAGUACAUUUUUUGGGAUGACUUGAGUCACAUUGUUUUAAAGUAACACCACUCUCGAGUCAAAAUUUUGGCGACUAUCCACCUCUGUGUGCCGAUAUGUGAGCGUCACUGGACGGAUGAAUCUAUGACAAAGCAUUGCCCGUGUCUUUUUCUCGAACAGGUUUUUGCAAUAAUGCUUUAAAAACUUUAGUCAAACCACAAAGGUGGCCAAAGAAGAACGAGCAGCUCCAUUUAAUGUUGAAAUUUCUUCUCUAAAUCAAGGAUAUGAGUUUUGGGUGAAAUACGACACCCCAUAUCAGACAGUGCUUCACAUUGACUGUGCAUUUUGUUGCUCUUACCUCGUCACAACAACUGGAGGGACUUCCACGCAAACAUUGAUGUGCGUUUGAUCUCAAAUCAAUCAUCUUGCACUUGAGCAAAGUCGGCUUUGUGUGUAUGAACUAACUGUGCGGGUGACUUCUCAGAUUUGUCAAAUAUGCAUUUGUGUCCGUUUGGAAACGACUAAAAAAAAAAGAGAGACUAUAAUGUCAAAUUUAUUUAAAGUCUUUGUAUUACUGGAGAAUCCUGUGUUCAGAUGUACUUUGUAUAUACAAUGUUGUACAUUGCAGAGGUACACUCUUCUUUUUGGUACAAUAUUGUACAGUAAUAUCAAUAGUGGUUUAAUCCAAUAGGCCUUAUAUAAUUCCAUGUGUAGUUCUUGUCGUAGUUUUUUUUUUUUUUUUAAAUAAACAUUGCUUGCCAUGAA